CCCAAAGCUCGAAAGAAAAUUUUUUCUCCCUCUCGACUUGAUGUCCCUACACCGCUGCUUCUUCAGGUCCUCUCAAACAUGCCUGUGGUUCACUCGGCCUAUAUGUCAGCGCAGAGCGUUGUCGUAUACCCUUCCACGCCCCUCAGACUCCAGUCCUGAGCCUGCUGCUCUCGAAGAACUAGUGGAAGCAGAAGAAAUUGAUGAAGCCUUCGAGGCUCAAAUGGCAGCGGCAGAGGCAGAGGACACAAACCCUUCCCUAAGAGAAGGCGACGACCGGACUCAGUCAUACCGUAACUUUAUGUCCACCGUCGCUGAACAAUACAAGUUUGCAGGCCCUCGUCAGUGGCUUGGUCGAGAGGGACCUUUUCCUUUGAACAGAUCUUUCAAACCGCCCCCACCGUUGCAGGAUGCGCUGAAGAAUCGGAUUUAUGAAGAGUACAUGCAAGAUCCCAUUGUAAACAAUCUACGAGCACUAUCCCAGCGAUACCACAUCAGUUUGAAGCGCGUCGAUGCUAUCUUGCGGUUGAAAGGAAUGGAACAGACAUGGAUAAAGGGAAAACCUAUACAAACAGGUUUUGUUCGAGGAAUGGAGAGGAUACUGAAUGUCGACACUUCUGACUCCUGGAAGAACGAUCCACCUACGACAUACCGCCAUCCUCGAUACGAGACCACGCAAGCGGAUGCGCUCGAAGAAGCUGAAAACCGAGAUGCCGCACGACAGCGCUAUCAACGUUCGUACUGGGAGUCCACUCCUGAACACGGCGGUGAACCCAUUGUGCCCGCGGCCCUCGAACAUGCCAAGAGAAUGGCUAUUCGAAUGUCAGAAAAGGCUAAGAAAGAGAAGGAUGCGAGGUACAUAUCCGCCAUCGCUGACACAGACUCUAUCAAGUGGCCGAAAGAAUCUGUGGUCAUUUCGAAGAGGGAAGGUCGGCCAGACGUCCAUUUCAUUGAUGUCGGUGCCAAGUUCGUCAACCCGUUAGAAGAAGAUAAACGUCUGGCAAAGGCUGCUACCCGUGCUCGUACCCGAUCGAGGGAGAAGCCUGCUACACCUUUACUAUCAUAAUAAUCACAUCUUUAUACGAUAUUUACUUGCACGCCCACAAUCAUAUCUAUCGAAGGUUGUCUAUAUUCUGUAUCCCCAUGUCUGUCCGGGGACUUGAACUUGGUCGAAAUCUGAAGUCCAC
This is a messenger RNA of Marasmius oreades (fairy-ring Marasmius), 1184 nucleotides long. RefSeq lists its product as uncharacterized. Gene Ontology annotation, molecular function: structural constituent of ribosome. Gene Ontology annotation, cellular component: mitochondrial small ribosomal subunit. NCBI's taxonomy places the organism in Eukaryota, Fungi, Basidiomycota, Agaricomycetes, Agaricales, Marasmiaceae. Bases 41 to 1063 code for a protein of 340 amino acids. The record is from RefSeq and is a predicted model, not a curated record. Gene Ontology annotation, biological process: mitochondrial translation. The transcript has 4 exons.